AUGGCGAGGGUCGCGGCCGAGCCGAGCCACCGAGCAGGCCUCUGCGGGCCUCGGCGGCGCAGCGCGGCGGUAGUGGCACAGGCCUCCGAAUGCGCAGGGGAGCUCAGUCGCACGGUGCGCCAGGGCGCGGAUCCGCCGCAGCGCCCGGGGAUGUGCGGGCAGGUGGGCGAGCAGACCAUCGCGGGCGUCUUCGACACCGGCUCGUUCGAACUGUUGGUGUUCGGUGAGGAGUGCACCACGUGCGGGAAGGCAGUCGGUUACCACCACAGCUCCAGCCGUACCUUCCUGCUCGGCAACCACACGGAGACCCACUCGUUCGGAAGUGGAACGUGCCAGUCUCGGGACGCUUACGAUGAGGUCCACGUGGGCCCCUUCGACGCCAUGGCGUUCCCGUUCUGGGAGGUGGUGCUCGCGCAGAUGCCGGUGCUGCGGCAGGCGAACUUCCAGGCCAUCGUGGGCAUCGGCCCCCCUGGCGAGCCCGUGUCGACGGCCGAGGCUGCGGUGGAGGAUUUCGACGCGGAGUGAGAGUCCUUCAUCCUGCCCGAGGGGCUCGACGUGUGAGCUCCGAUACCGCCGGAGUGCUGUCCCGUCCAGGGCCGCCGUGGGGUCGCGAGCACCGAGAGAG
Messenger RNA from Prorocentrum cordatum, 625 nucleotides. Lineage: Eukaryota; Dinophyceae; Prorocentrales; Prorocentraceae. The record is from the annotation of a GenBank genome assembly.